CUAUAAAAAAGGUGUUAUAUAAGCAGUACCAGUAUAAACAGGGGAAUCGGCCAAGGGAAGGAAAAUGACGAAGAUGGGGAAAUGGUUGACAAUAGGGGCGUUGGUGGGUGCAAUAGCUAUAGCCAAGCAAUAUGGAGGGGCAUUUGGAUUGGGAUUCGACAAAGACGCCGCUCUCCGCUUGUUCCAGCAAUGGUCGGAUCGAUUGGGGAUUUGGGCCAUCCCUCUUUACGUUGCCCUCCACACCCUCACUCUUUCCCUCUGCUUGCCUUACGCCGUCUUCUUCGAGGCUGGGGCUUCUUUGCUCUUCGGCUUCUUCCCUGCCGUCCUCUGCGUCUUCUCCGCUAAGCUUCUUGGGGCUUCACUCUCCUUCUGGAUUGGCAGACUGGCUUUCAGAAGUUCAAGUUCUUUAAUGGACUGGGUCCUGAGAAACAAAUACUUCCAUCUCAUUUCCCUCGGAGUCGAACGUGAUGGUUGGAGAUUUGUCCUUCUUGCACGUUUCUCUCCCAUCCCUUCCUAUGUCAUCAAUUAUGCUCUAGCUGCCACAAAAGUUGGAUUUGUAGUGGAUUUUCUGGUCCCUACUGUUAUUGGCUGUCUCCCAAUGAUCUUGCAGAACACUUCCAUCGGUAGCCUUGCUGGUGCUGCUGUUGCUUCAGCAUCUGGCACUGAGAAAUCAAUGGCUUGGUCUUAUAUUUUGCCUUUACUUGGGAUUGUAUCGAGCAUUCUUAUUUCGUUGAAGAUCAAAAAGUAUUCUACUGACAUUACCUUGGCCGAAUCUUCUUCCGGUGGUAACAUUAACAGCUGUAAUAAUGUUGACUCAUCUCAGGCCUCUAAUAGUAGAGAAGGGAGCAAUGACCUGAAGAAAAGCCAAUAAUAGAUAAUAUGUUUCCACCGUUUUUUAUUUUUCUGGUUUGGCAUCGAUUUCUUCCCUUCAAGUCUUUGGCAUCAUUAGUUCACAACCUUGGCUAGGUGAUUUCUAGUUAUAAUUGUAUGAUAUCUCCGUUAAGGUUCUGACUCGACCUACAUUUUAAUCUUUUUUUUCCUUGAAAGACUCUGUUGAACUAACAGGUUUUCAGAAACUUGAUAAAAGAUUCAGCAGUUUGGGAAAUGAAAAUGUGUGACGUUGAUGAUGAAAUAAUAAUGUUUAAAUCAUUUCAAGUUUCAAUAUAUCUAGACUCAGA
Messenger RNA from Durio zibethinus, 1178 nucleotides. Its product is annotated as SNARE associated Golgi protein family. The record is from RefSeq and is a predicted model, not a curated record. Gene Ontology annotation, cellular component: membrane. Lineage: Eukaryota; Viridiplantae; Streptophyta; Magnoliopsida; Malvales; Malvaceae.